AAUAAAUCCAGAACUUUCUACAGCUGCAGUUGUUGCUGGUGUAAAAGAGAGCAUUCAAGUUCGAAACAAUGUACUACACAGAGACAAAAUCGCAGAACACUUUCAAAAAUACCUGGUCCCAGAGAAGCACCAAGGUUCCAAAGUAACAAAAUGUCAGUCAUAGCAGAAUUACCAAACAGUCCUCUAGAAAAUGACAUGGAGGUAGAAACUUCUGCUUCUGUACCAGCUAGAAGCCAAUCAGCUCUUCCUGUUGUACGACCUCGAACUAGAAAUAAUUAUUCUUCUGAUAGAUACAGUAUACAAUCUAAUGAUAAUGAAGUGACAGAAGGAACUCCACAGUCUCUCAGACUUGUGUCUGCUGCCACUCAAGCUCGGAGGAAAUCUAAUAUUGUAAAGGAAAUGGAAAAAAUGAAAAAUAAGAGGGAAGAGAAAAAAGCCCAGUUUUCUGAAAUAAGAAACAAGCGUGCACAGGAAUAUGACAGUAAUUGUCCAAAUUGGGAUUUUGCACGAAUGGUUAAAGAAUACCGAAAUACUAUUAAUUGCCAAUCUUUAUCAAUGAAUGAUCCAAUAGAAGAGCAUAGAAUUUGUGUCUGUGUGAGAAAACGACCCUUAAAUAAGCAAGAACUUGGAAAGAAGGAAUGCGAUAUAAUCACUGUUGUUAGCAAGAACAGCAUCCUGGUGCAUGAACCAAAGAUGAAGGUGGAUCUGACAAAAUAUCUUGAAAACCAGCCUUUUCGAUUUGACUUCUCGUUUGAUGAAAAAGCUACCAAUGAGAUGGUUUAUUGGUUUACUGCUAGACCACUUGUGCACACUGUUUUUGAAGGAGGGAAAGCUACAUGUUUCGCCUACGGCCAAACUGGUAGUGGAAAAACUCAUACCAUGGGUGGAGACUUCUCUGGAAAAGUACAGAAGGCUUCAAAAGGAAUAUACGCUUUUGCAUCACAGGAUGUAUUCCUCCUUCAGAAUCAGCCACGAUAUAGGGCACAAGGCCUAGACAUAUAUGUGACCUUCUUUGAGAUAUAUAAUGGAAAGUUAUUUGAUCUUUUAAACAAAAAAGCAAAGCUGCGGGUGCUGGAGGAUGGCAAACAACAGAUCCAGGUUGUUGGCCUACAAGAAAUGCGUGUGAAUUGUGCUGAGGAUGUUAUCCGAAUGAUUGAAGUAGGAAGCGCCUGCAGGACAUCUGGACAUACAUUUGCCAAUUCCAGUUCCUCUCGAUCACAUGCUUGCUUUCAAAUUAUUCUGCGCAAAAAAGGAAAGCUUCAUGGCAAGUUCUCCUUGGUGGAUUUAGCUGGCAAUGAGAGGGGUGCUGAUACCUCUAGUGCCGAUCGUCAGACACGGAUGGAAGCAGCAGAAAUAAACAAAAGCUUGCUGGCACUAAAGGAAUGUAUUCGUGCUUUAGGUCAAAAUAAACAACAUACACCUUUUCGGGAAAGUAAACUUACUCAGGUGCUGAGGGAUUCUUUCAUUGGAACAAAUUCCAGAACUUGCAUGAUUGCAAUGAUUUCCCCAGGCAUGAGUUCCUGUGAAUAUACUCUAAAUACCUUGCGAUAUGCUGAUAGAGUGAAGGAACUUCCUAGCAAUGGAACAGCUGGCGAGGCACAAAACUGUAUGGAAACUGAGUGUGAAGAGUUUGAGAUUAGCAGAGAAGAAUCAGACCAUAUUCUUGAACUUUCUGAAGAUGAGCUGUCUCCUCAUCUGUCCAGUUUUCGUGAUGCUCUCACCCGGAUUAGUGAAUUGGAAGAGAAAGCAGUAGAGGAACUUAAGGAAAUCAGGGAGAAAAUGAACGACUGUAACUAUCUCCUGGACAUUGCGGAACAACCAGAUUAUGACCUAGAGGCCUUUGUGUACCAAACCCAAUGCUUCAUAAAUGAAGAAUCCAAAAAGUUCCUCAGUCUGAAAGAGACUCUAGACGAACUAACGCUAGCCAUGCAAAUGGAAGAACAAGCCAGCAAGCACCUGAAUCAACGUCACCUUCAAUAACUGCCCACCUGUUAAAUGAACCUUUGCCUCCCUUUAUUUGUCUGUCACUUAUUUGGUUGGCAAUUAAUGCAUUUUAAAAGCAAACAGAUGAUCCAGCCUAUUUGCUUUGAGUGGGUCUUUUAAACCUGAUGCAGGAAACGGACAGCUUGCGGACAAAAUUUCUAGGACUCCCCCCCCCCCCGCCAUUAUAGUACUGAAAGCUGCAUGGGGGGGGCUUAUUAGUGUUACAUGUUAAGCGUGUGCAUAUUUCUAGUGUAUGUAGACUCUUUGACUAAAUAUUUUAUAUGUUGCCACUAAGUGCAAACCAGUGGCUCUUAAACUGGAUUUGCUGUUCUUAAGAAGUGAGUGAAACGGUUAAUAAAUUUUUCUGAAUUCA
Thamnophis elegans (Western terrestrial garter snake) is the source of this 2356-nucleotide messenger RNA. RefSeq names its product kinesin family member 2C (gene KIF2C). Gene Ontology annotation, biological process: microtubule-based movement. The transcript has 19 exons. The record is from RefSeq and is a predicted model, not a curated record. Gene Ontology annotation, molecular function: microtubule binding; microtubule motor activity; ATP binding. NCBI's taxonomy places the organism in Eukaryota, Metazoa, Chordata, Lepidosauria, Squamata, Natricidae. Bases 151 to 1980 code for a protein of 609 amino acids.